Pangasianodon hypophthalmus (striped catfish) is the source of this 2146-nucleotide messenger RNA. RefSeq names its product abhydrolase domain containing 14A (gene abhd14a). The transcript is spliced from 5 exons. The record is from RefSeq and is a predicted model, not a curated record. Gene Ontology annotation, cellular component: cytoplasm. Bases 173 to 967 code for a protein of 264 amino acids. NCBI's taxonomy places the organism in Eukaryota, Metazoa, Chordata, Actinopteri, Siluriformes, Pangasiidae.
CAUUGUCCGCAGGGAAGGCGUUUCCACCCGGAACUGUUUUGGUGCAUAACGUGAGCAAAUCCUGCACCGCGCUGUCAAGAUGUCCGUCCUGAAUAAACACGUCUUUCCAGCGUUUUGCUCCGAUUUGCGUGCUCUGUGCGUUUCUCUGUAGAUCGGACACUCCAGAGAGACGAUGAGCUUCCUGCGUAACCGUGCGGUGGUGCUCGGCCUGGUGCUGCUCUUCACCGUGCUGCUGUACCUGCUGCUGCCGUCCUCCAUCAGACAGAGCAACACCGAGCCGUCUCUGGCCGUGCAGAGGACACAGAGGCUCAUCUCGGCUUCUCCGUCACCCAUCAACAUCACCGUCCGCACGGGACAGAUCCCCAGCGACCCGCCGCUCUUCUUCAGAGAGGCCCUGCCUGUGGACUCGUCCGGGAGACAGGUCCUACCCAGGCUGCAGGUGGUGCUGCUGCACGGUCAGGCCUUCACCUCCAGGACGUGGGAGGAGCUGGGCACGCUCAGUCUGCUCGCCGCUAACCGCUACCAGGCACUGGCUCUGGACCUGCCGGGUUUUGGGAAGUCUCCAGCGUCGGAGUCGGUGAAGUCGGAGCAGAGUCGUGUGGAUCUGUUGAAGCAUUUCCUCGAGGCUCUGGGAGUUCGCGCUCCGGUUCUCAUCACUCCGUCUAUGAGCGGUCACUACGCUCUGCCCUUCCUGCAGAGGUUCAGUGAUCAGCUGCGAGCCUUCAUCCCCAUCGCACCUGUCGCCACCCGAACACUCACUCCACAGCAGUACCACGACAUCCAGACUCCGACUCUGAUUGUGGUUGGAGAGUUGGACACUAAUCUGGGCUCUCAGUCUCUGAAGAACCUGCAGCAUCUCCCUCAUCACUCGGUGGUUAAGCUGUCAGGAGCACGUCACGCCUGCUACAUGGACAAACCUCGCGAGUUCCACCAGGCGCUGAUCCACUUCCUCAACACACUCGACUAACACAACUGGGGUUUGGGGGGGGAAUACUUUAAAACAUUUAGUUUUUCUGAAAUAUAAAACAGAUGCAUCACCUCAACUCCUCAACUGUAGUGCCAUAUUUAAAAAAAAAACAUUGUGUAGUUGUUGUCAUUGUCAGCUCGACGCUCGUGUGUGUGUGUGUGAGACGAACUGUGAAAGGGACAGAUGGGAGGAGGUGAAGAAGAGAAAGUGUUGUGAAAACACACCCAUUUCACCUCUGACAUUUUCAGUGCAACUCUGAACACGCGGCUUGUUCGUGCCAUAGUGCUCUCAUCACAUCCUGUAGCAUAACACCGGAACUGGAGCCAGAAUCACUUCUCUUUUUCCUGCCGUAUCACUCCGGCCCCAUAGACCACGCCCCCUUCAUGCACUCUAAAUUGUAGUGAAAUCUGAAAUGCAGAUGAUAAAAUGUGUAAAUACAGACUGUCGCUGCUGCUUUAUCUGAAAUUGCUUAUUUAAAAAAAAAAAAAAAAAAAAACUGCCUUUUUUUUUUUUUUUUGCUUAACAAUAACGAUGCUUUUACAGAAUUUAGGGAUUUCCACCUGAUUAAAUACACUGCGGAGAAGAAUAGGGAUCAUUAAUUUACCCCAGUCUCCAGCUUGUUUGAGGUUGCUGAGGUGAUGUUCUCCCACGCUCUCUGUUCAGUCCGUGAUGUUCUGCAAUCUCCCGAGUUAAACCUGUGGUGAGUGUGGAGUGUGUGAGCCUCCGGCUCCAGGACGCACCACCACCUCACCAGUUUCUAGAAAACACAAACCAGGAACGUAGGAACCUGGUGGAACUUCUGACAAUCUGAACCUGUGGAUCAUCGCUUGGCUCUGAUACCCGGUGAAGCUUUGCGAUGCUUGUGUGCAUGUAAAAAACUUUUUUAUGACCUCCCUUCGUUUAAACGGACGCUUUUGCUUGUAGGCCUCCUUAAACUUCUCUGAUGUUCUCUGUUAAAUGCACUUUACACUAACGCAGUACAGUUCCACCCGGUGUGUUCAGCCGUGACGUAGUUAUUUAUUUCCCCCAAGCAUAUUUAUUUGAUGACUGUGUGUGUGUGUGUGUAUAGUGUACAGUCUGUGUGUACAGUCCAUCAGGUGUGGUUUGUUGCUUGUAAAUAGAAAAGAGCUGAACGUUAUUAAAACACUAACUCAAAUAAAAGGAGCCUUAUUGACAUGA